AUGUCCCUCAUUACCGUUUUAAUUUGUGUCCUCCCGGUUAUUAUCAAACUCUCCCAUGCUAGUCAAAGCGAUAUCUACUGCCUUUCAUCCGUAAAAGCUUCUUUGCAAGACCCAAACAACUACUUUGAAACCUGGAAUUUCGCCAACGGGACCCACACGCAAAUAUGCAACUUCAACGGCAUCGAUUGCUGGCACGAAAACGACAACAAAGUCUUAAACGUCAAACUCUCGGGAAUGGGUCUCAGAGGCGAAUUCCCGUUGGGCUUAAUAAAUUGUUCGUCCAUGACCGGACUCGACCUCUCUAGCAACGAGCUUCACGGACAUAUUCCGGUUAAUAUCUCCCGCUACAUUGGCCUACUCACUUCCCUCGACCUCUCAUCAAAUCAGUUCUCGGGCGAGAUUCCAGUGGAUCUUGCAAACUGCACUUUCUUGAACACACUCAAGCUGGACAAUAACCGGUUGACCGGUCAAAUACCUUCGCAGAUUGGUCAGUUGGGCCGGCUGAAGUCGUUCUCAGCUGCGAGGAACCAGCUGACUGGGCCUGUGCCUGGAUUUUAUAAUUCCACCGCCAUUGGAGCUGAGAGUUAUGAGGGUAACCCGGGCCUGUGUGGCGGGCCUGGGCUGAAUCUUUGCAUGGGCCCUGUGAAGAAUCGAAACCCGGCAAUCAUUGGGGGAAUUGUUGCUGGUGCUGCAGCUGGGGCUAUAGGUGUCGUUAUUGGUAUGUAUUUAUAUAUGCGUAAGAUGUCUCGGAAGAAGAGGAAGGAAGACGACCCUCUCGGGAACAAAUGGGCCAAGAGUAUCAAGGGUGCCAAGCACGUCAAGGCAAGGCAUUUUUACCUGUCGAUGUUCGAGAAAUCGGUCUCGAAAAUGAGCCUGAACGACCUCAUGAAGGCGACCAACGACUUCAGCAACGAGAACAUAAUCGGUUCGGGCCGAACCGGGACAAUGUACAAGGCCCAACUCCAAGACGGGACCUUCCUCACGGUCAAACGCCUCCAAGACACUCACCACUCGUCAAAGGAAUUCGUCUCCGAAAUGACAACCUUAGGGAACGUAAAACACCGCAACCUCGUCCCCCUCGUCGGCUACUGCCUCACCAAAACCGAAAGAUUCCUCGUCUACACCCACAUGCCCAACGGCACCCUCCACGACCUCCUCCACAACAAAGAAAAUGGGCCCGUCAUGGACUGGCCCACUCGUCUCAAGAUCGCCACACGGGCCGCGAAAGGCCUCGCGUGGCUCCACCACAGCUGCAACCCGCGCAUCAUCCACCGCAACAUCAGCUCAAACUGCAUCCUUCUAGACUCGGGCUUCGAGCCCAAGAUCUCGGAUUUCGGGCUGGCCCGAUUAAUGAACCCGGUCGACACCCACCUCAGCACAUUCGUCAACGGCGAGUUCGGGGAUUUGGGUUACGUGGCGCCCGAGUACGCGCGAACACUCGUGGCCACUCCAAAAGGUGACGUGUACAGCUUUGGGGUCGUGCUGCUCGAGCUGGCGACGGGAGAGAGGCCGACGCACGUGGGCCCGCGGGCCCACGAGGGGUUUAAAGGGAGCCUGGCAGAGUGGGUGUUGGGCCUUUCGGGGGAGUCGAGGCUGAGGGAGGCAGUGGACGGGUGCUUGGUGGGGAAAGGGUUCGAUGGGGAGGUUUAUCAGUUUAUGAAGGUUGCAUGUAGGUGUGUGGGCCCGGCCCAUAAGGAGAGGCCCACUAUGUUCGAGGUUUACCAGCUGCUGAGGGCGGUGGGGGAGAGGUACGAUUUUACGACGGAGGAUGAGGUGUUGGUGGUGCCGGAGGAGGAUGAGGAAGACGAGAAGCUCGUGGAGCUCAUUUGCAAACAUAACAUGUUGUCAUCUAACUAUUUCCAUGCUCCAUAUGCCCACAUUACCGUUUCAAUUUGUGUCCUCCUGUUUAUUAAACUCUCCCACGCUAGUGAAGCCGCUAUCCACUGCCUUUCAUCCAUAAAAGCUUCUUUGCAAGACCCAAACAACUACUUUGAAACCUGGAAUUUCGCCAAUGGGACCCUCACGCAAAUAUGCAACUUCAACGGCAUCGAUUGCUGGCACGAAAACGACAACAAAGUCCUAAACCUCAAACUCUCGGGAAUGGGUCUCAGAGGCGAAUUCCCGUUGGGCUUAAUAAAUUGUUCGUCCAUGACCGGACUCGAUCUCUCGAGCAACGAGCUUCACGGACAGAUUCCGGUUAAUAUCUCCCUCUACAUCGGCCUACUCACUUCCCUCGACCUCUCGUCAAAUCACUUCUCGGGGGAAAUUCCGGUGGACCUCGCCAACUGCACUUUCCUCAACACACUCAAGCUGGACAAUAAUCGUUUGACCGGUCAAAUACCUUGGCAGAUUGGUCAGUUGGGCCGGCUGAAGUCGUUCUCAGUGGCGAGGAACCAGCUGAGUGGGCCUGUGCCUGGAUUUUAUAAUUCCACUGCCAUUGGAGCUGAUAGUUAUGAGGGUAACCCGGGCCUGUGUGGCGGGCCUGGGCUGCCUCUUUGCAUGGGCCUAGCUGGUCCACGGACACUUGAUAAUGCGACAAUCAUUGGAGCUGCUGUUGGUUGUCCUUUGGGUUUCGCCCUCGGCUUUUGGUGCUAUUUAUACUGUACACGGUUCACAAACAAGAAGAGGCAGAAGAAGAAACAGAAGCAAAAGCAGCAGCAAAGAGAGUGUGAUCCUCUUUGCAACAAAUGGACCAAGAGUAUCAAACGUGCCGAACGAGUUAAGAUUUCAAUGUUUGGGAAAUCAGUUCCCAGAAUGAGCUUUCACGACCUCAUGAAGGCGACAAAUGACUUCAGCAGAGAAAACAUAAUCGUGUGCGGAAGUACAGGGACUACAUACAAGUUAGUCCUCCAGGACAGGACUUCUUUCCUGGUAAAACGGCUACGGAACAUUCACUACGCAGAGAAAGAAUUCGUAUCUGAGGUCGUGGCCCUAGGAAACAUGAAACACCGCAAUUUGACCCCACUCGUCGGCUUUUGUCUGACUAAGAAGGAAAGAUUGUUGGUCUACAAGGACAUGCCCAAUGGCACACUUCAUGACAAGUUGCACAUCUUGAAUGUUGGGGACAAGAUUAUGCAUUGGCCGCUAAGGCUCCAAAUUGCUUUGCGGGCUGCGGAAGGAUUCGCGUGGCUCCACAGCAUGGGCCUCGUCCAUGGAGAUAUCGACCCAAAAUGCAUUUUGUUGGACGAGGGUUACGAGCCCAGAAUAUCCGACUUUCUACCAACCAACCGUUUAAUCCUGAGACUAUCGAACUCUCAAGAAGGCGACGUCUACAGCUUUGGGGUCGUGCUCUUGGAGUUGGUGACGAGGGAAAAACUGACGUACGUGGCUAGAUUAGUCCCGGAUGAUUUUGGGGGAAAUUUGGUGGGGUGGAUUUUGGGACUAUCGAGCUCGUCUAAGCUUGAGGAUGUGGUCGAUGGGUUCUUGGUCGAAAAGGGUUUUGACGACGAGAUUCUCCAGGUUCUUGAAGUUGCUUGCGUUUGCAUGUCACCGAUUGAACGGGAGAGGCCAACGAUGCGUGAGGUGUGCCGACUUUUGAGAGGUGUUAGAAGAAGGUGCACGACCGAACAUGAGAUAUCGGUGUUGUCUGAUGACGAUGAGGAUGCCGAUCAUGAUGAACUGGUAGAAUUUGUCGUAGAUCGAGAUGUAUAAGAAAUUGGCUCCAUUAAACUGAGUUUCUUCGUAACAAAAAACCAAAAAUGGGAAGAAUGAUCGUUAUAUGUUGUUAAAAGAUGUUGUCGUUUAAUAUUUAUGCCCUUAUUUUUUUCAUUGAACUAA
This is a messenger RNA of Striga asiatica, 3777 nucleotides long. Lineage: Eukaryota; Viridiplantae; Streptophyta; Magnoliopsida; Lamiales; Orobanchaceae. The record is from the annotation of a GenBank genome assembly.